CCAGGGGUCAACACAUCCUGCACGAGCAGAAAUGAGAAAACCCUUCUGGAGCCUGAACCAUUGGAUGAAAUAGCGUGGACUGCACGGACAUUAUCCAAGAAAAGGGCGUUUAAUUUCUUUAGAGAGCGCGUAUCAUACUGUGACAACAAAAGGGAUCCUGGGCUCUCCAGGUUAUAAGACGCGCGCGCACAUUCUACGCUCUCAUAGGACUGAACGGACGCGCAAAGUUCUCUCUAGUGGACCUUACAUUUAUUUGCUUUUUUGAUUGCAUCAGAGUUUGUUUUUAUUAUUCAGAAAAAUUAUUGAGCGCAUUGCAUUGGAAAUACGAACAUCGGACAAGCUCCUUUAUGCGCUCGUUUGGAUUUGGAAACGUUACGCAUCGAACAAUAAUGUCAACGAGGAUUUUUGUAACAUGUGCGUUUAACAGAAUCGUUCCUCAAAGAGUACAUUCAUAUUCCCAUGCCUCGUGGAUUAAAUGCUGUGCGUUUUUAUGGUGGAAUUGAGGUAUUUCCAAUGAAUGGCUCUUGAGAUAUCUUACUUUCACAUCAUUAACUAUUAAUGCAGCAUUAUCAUGCAUGCACGUGACAUGAAAUACUUUACUUUUUGCUAGGAAUGUUGUUAUAAAUGUAUAGUAAUUUACAUUUUUAAAUUGGCUCUUAGCAUGGACCCCUGAGAGACACAAAAGAAAAAAAUGAUUGAGUCCAAGCAUCGAAAAUGGAGUGGAUUUUUGCAAAGGAUUGUUUGUUUUAAUUAGAUUUUUUAACUCAUUGCUGCAAUCAAACAAAGGAAUUUAAGUCCAGUGGAAAUUAAAAAUGAACUCUAAUUAUAAUAGUGCGGGAUUCCAUAUGAAAGGGCCGUCAGUGGCUGUGGAGCCGAUGAUGGGCCCCCUAAAUGAAUCCCCCAUGCCGGGACACAACUUCAUCUCGAAUAGAGCCCAAUAUGGAUUCCAGACUCAUGGCCAUGGGGAUAUGCUCAGUAUGGGAGUUCAGCCGCAACAUCAACUCCACAUGCAAGGACCGUUCAACCAUCAACCGCCUAACCACGAGCAGCAUUCACAUCUGUACCAGGACAAUGUGCCCUCCUGCCUGCAUGGGGAAAGACACAUGGGCUUUAACGGCACCAAUGCAGGUCACCCGCACAUGUUUGAAGCAGGAUUUGGUCAGCAGCUCACAGAGGCGCAGCCGCAGCAACAAAGAAUGGCCACAAUGCCUGAUUUUCAACCUCACGGACACCCUAACGGUAACAACGCAGUUCCAGCUCCAUGUUUGCCUCUAGAUCAGUCGCCUAACCGUGCAGCGGCGUUCCACGGCCUGCCCUCCUCCUCACCUGAAACUCACAGACUUGAACAUUACAGGCUCUUCCCUCAGGGUAGGAUGGGUGGAUCAGAGCAUUGUUUUCCCUGUGAUCCUCUAUCAGGGAAUUUUGAUAUGAUGGGUUUCUCUACUGUGGACUCCUCAGAGCCCAAGCUCUCCUAUUGUGACACAGGGAACCAAGUGGUCGGGGGCCCUUUUUCCACUUGCAAUCGAAAUGGUUCCCGAGGGCCCAUGAUGGGUGGCUCGAAAGUCGACCAACAGCUACCUCAGCAAAAUGUGUUUUCAGACAGAUUUGGAAAUAGGGGGAAAAUGGAUCCAGGGGUUAACGCUAGACACCACCUCAUGGUGCAGCAAAGAGCCGGACCUGUUGAUAGACAGAACCCUGGUUCCCCCGCCCUUCCUCGGUUUUAUCACACUCCGGACUAUGUACCGAACAAUACAGACAUUCAAGGUGGUGGCCCAAUGGCCCACGUUCAGCAUAGUCAUUUGGAACGACCCAUACAUAGACUGAACAGCCACAACAUGCAUCCCUUUGGGGAACCAGUAUUUGAUGCCCCUCAGGCCCCUCACCACCCUCACCUUAGCUCAAUGCCCUAUUUGAAUAUGGCAAAAAGGCCACGGUUUGAUCUCCCAGAUGGCUCUGCUGGAGAGAGCUGCAGCCCCCUAAGUAACAGUUUACAUAAUCGUACCGGUCUCGAUAACCAUCUCUCCCCCUCCGCUUUCCCCUCUCCCAUGGGGGACUUCACAUCUCAUGUGAUGGAUGGGUUUCCAUCAGGCCCCCUACCUCUGAGCUCCAGCCCACAGCAACAACAACAGCCGCUACAGCGGCGGCAAAAUGCUGCGAUGAUGAUCAAACAAAUGGCAUCCAGGAGCCAGCAGCAGAGAUUGAGGCAACCCGACCUGCAGCAUUUAAGCCUCCACGGGGAUGUUACAUCAAACGGUAUGGGUUGUAGAGGGCCUCUGGGUAGCGUGCCUCAGUCAAAUUUUGAGAAAAAGCACAAUUUUCAUGGAAAAUUUGACAGUCCCCAUCUACCUCAAGAAAACUCAUGGUUUCCAGAGCCGCAGCAGCACUGUAGGGAAACAAACACUCAUGCCUUAGAGCAGACAGAAAACGGACAUAAUAUUAUUUUUAGACAAGGCGUCACAGGCAUGGACAUGCAGUCUUUGAAUUCUCCAGGAGCGCAUCAUCCUUUUGAAAAUAAUGUCAGCAAUUCUCUGCAGAUGCAGUCUCCUGAUGAGGGAAACAUGCAGUCGGGCACACCCAUGGAUAGAAGGCCGGCUGAAUUUGGAGGAAUUGAUAUGAGGAGGCAGCAUAGUUUCCCUCCUGGAGGGCAGAAUCAGCAGGGGGCCCCCCAAAGCAAUCCUCCAGGAUUCAGCAACUCUCCGGGGAACUAUCCCCCCCAUCCUGAAUACCUCUCCAGCCAGCACCUGUCAGUCAAUAAGCUUGGGGCCCUCUCUUUGGGGAAUUUGAACAAAGCCAAUACAAAAGACAGUGUGUUUGGCCAAAGCUGUCUGGCAGCUCUUUCCACGGCCUGCCAAAAUAUGAUUGCCAGCCUUGGGGCCCCGAACCUCAAUGUGACUUUUAAUAAGAAAAGUCCAAAUGAGGCCAAACGCAAAGCAGGUCAGGUUGAGCAGGACAUAAAUAGUAGUGGCACUAGCGGAGCUUGCGGCCCAGGGGCAGAGUAUUUCCAGAGCAAUGCUUCUCAGAAUAGUCAAACGCCUUGCUCUGGGAAUAACAACAAUACAACUUCAGGUCAAAGUGGUAUUGGCCAGAUGGCGAAAAGGGAAGCGAGCACCCUUUCCCCAAACAACAACAUGGAGUCUGGAUGUGAGGGGAAAAUGGCAACAGGCAACAGCAAAGGAAGGGGGAAGAAGAGACGCGAUAGCGGGCACAUAAGUCCCGGAAACUUCUCACCCCCUUGUAACCCUGUUGUCAGUCCAAGUCAGCAAAGUUCCACUUUGAGCAUGGGCAUGGAGAGCAGAGGUAAAACUCCAGAGAGGCCCCUGGUCUCCCCUUCCUUCGGAAAACCUGACCUUGCGACCUCGAUGGACAGCGGAAUUCAAAGUGUGGGCAAGUCGGAUGGCGUUUCACCAUGCAUGGAUUAUUUGGAAGAAGCCAGCCCUAACUACAACAACGAGGACGCACGACCUUGCAGAGCUGGCAUGAUGUGUAAUUCUGAAAACAGGGCCUGCUAUGGUGACGCUCCGUGCAUGGAACAGGUGCGAACGCCAUUGAGCAGCACAGGGCAGGAUGAGGUCCAUCCUCUGGAGAUUUUGCAGGCUCAGAUCCAGCUGCAAAGACAGCAGUUCAGCAUCUCUGAGGACCAGCCACUGGGAGGGAAAAUGGGCAAAAAUGCCAACUGCCAGAGUGGACUAAACGGGGAAUGCGCCCUGACCAAUUCAAGCCUGGUUGCAGGGAAGGGCUCUGUGAAUACCACUGACCUUGACACUCUCAUGACAGAGCAGCAUGCCACCUGGUAUGUCCCUGGCAACAAGGCUCUGAUAGAGGAGCCCGUUAAUGACAAGUGCCUGGGAUUCUGGGAUCGAGCACGAGGCCAAAGUGACAACAAAGAAGGACAUGGGUAGGAGCGCUCCUCAGACGGCCAUCUGUGGCUCCUUAGUGUAUCACUAAAAAGGUGCUGCAUGAUCUCGCUGCGGGGGUGUGUUUGGGACCUCAAGGAAGCCAAACGUGGAGCCCGGAGUCUCGGGAUACGAGGUGGGGGGGAUGGAGGGGCCCCUCUGCUUCUCUCGCUUCCAGAUGUGACUCUUAAGUCACCCAGAACAACUCUAAACCACUUUGAGACCUUGCUGGCUGCUUUCUGAAACUGUAAGGAUGAUGGUUGGCUUGGUGUUUUCCACCAGUAAUUGGAUACUCUUCUUUGUCUAGCACCAGAGAAACCACAAAGCAUUCUGGGUGUCCAGAGAGUCUUUGUGCCAACAAAAUCUCUUUGGAUUCACAGGAGACGACGACACAAUGGAAUACAGGAAAUGCACAAGCACACCAAACUGGAAUUUUGGACAGCUAGGCUCAAUUGCUUUUAUUUUUUAAAGCUGGGUUUUCCAUUUUUGUUUGGAUUACCUCAUUUUUUUUAAGACUUCCAAUUGAGGGUUAGUUUCGUUAACAAGAUUGUGCUGCUCUCUCUGUAAAUAUUUAUUGUCUUUGUUUGUUCUACGAAGCUCCUUUAUUUGUGUCAGAACAUUUCAGGAGUCUUCUAUUGAUGGAUAGAUGCGAACCCCCCUCCCCCCACCCCUAGUCAACAUUUAAAGAGACAGUUCCCGCAAAAUAGAAAAUUCAGCCGUUGUUUACUCAUUCUCCUGUACUUGUAUGCUAUUGUUUUUUCCCGAGUGGAACAGAAAUGGACAAUUUUUAAAGAAUCUUUAAGCAGUUCUGGGCAUUCGAUGAUAGUUCAUGGGUGAUUAUCACCAAACAUGUCAAGAAAAUGUCUUAUUUUACUUUUUCGAAUUUGCAUAAAGAAAAUGAAGACUUACUUUUAGGGCCAUCAAUGUUUUUACAUUAUGACAUUUAUUUUCCCCCUUAAUUCUCAACGCAAAUUAAAAGAAAUACAAUUAUAUAAAUUCUGAAGUAUGCAUAUGUCAUAGUUGUAGUCACUUUGGACUGGCUUUACAUUUUAGGCUAAUUUCAAUAAAAAAAAAAAAAUCUUAGUACAACAGAAUCAUCAUUAAAAUCAAAGAUAUUAGUAAAAGUAAAGUGUCGAGUGCUCUGAAUAUAAUGUUACAAUGCAAAAAAAUCUUAAUGGUUUGAAUGUCGGCUUCGAUUUCGUUAUGCAAAAUAAGUGCAUAAUCCUCUUUUUUUUUUUGUAUUGAGGUUUGAGGAUAAAAAUGUCCGGGACGUUUUCUUGACAUGUUUCAUGAACCGCCCUCAUAAAAACAAAAACGCCAAAAAAGCGCAAUAAACAUAUAGUCUACAUGACUUAAUACCUAUUAAUCGGUGGCUUCUGAAAUCAUGUAGUAGCUUUGUGUGAGAAAAAUUAUUUUCACCUCAAUUUACUGGUUCGGUUACUACACAUGUGAGAAUAUCAGCGAAUACUAACUUUAAUAUCUUUCUGUUUCUCAAACAAAGCUAGCGUAUAUCUUCAGAAGACUUGGAAUAUAUAAGUCACUUGAGCUAUUUUUCUGGUGCUUUAACAGGUGAUUUUUUUCUUCUUCUUUUUGGAGAUUUUUAUGACAAGAAUUGGACAAAAAAAUUACAUUGUUACGCUUUUCCGUUCCACGGGAAAACAUGGGGCAUACUGGUUUGGAACGGCAUAGGGGUGAGUAAAUAAAGAGAGAACUUUUGUUCCUUUAAUACGCUUUUUUUUGGUUGCGUCAUUGCCAUUUUUGUUCUUUUCUCUCUUGUUAUCGUAAUUAAAAUGGACGAGAGAAAUCCGACAGUGUGCCGUUGUCCAAUAAGUCUGAAUUCAUUCACACGAGAUGUGUUAUAAAGCUUCCCAUUCUCUCCGAGGUCUUCAGCACCAGGCUCUCCAUGUCUGUGGUGGGUCAACCUUUUGACUUUGAAAGGCCAGUGGGGGGUUCUCUCCUCUCCCUACUGUUUUUGGAAAUGUGAUAUUCACCCUGAGAACAUCCCAUUGUGACCCGCCUGGCCAGCAUCGGAAUGCCAUUGUUUCAAGUCGAAACUCUCCUCUGCUUGGGUUUUCCCUCUCUACCAAUCCUCCAUUGAAAUAUUGAGCUUCCCUCUGCCUUUAAACCAACUAACGGUGAAUAUGUUUAGUCGGAAUUGGCAGGCCAUUCAAGCGAGGACAAUGCUUGCAGACAGAAGAGUUUCCUUUUAAGAAAAUAGGGUUUCUUCUAGAGAGAAUAAGGGUCUUCAACCAAUUUUUUGGUCUUCGACACAUCUCUGUUGUUUUCACGUUCUACCUCUUUUUCUCCGUUUUUCUCUCAUUAUUGUGAUAUACACGAUGCUUAAAGUGACAUUAUUUGUGCCCGCAGAGUUUUUUGUAAAUAACCUGUAUAUUAUGAA
This is a messenger RNA of Xyrauchen texanus (razorback sucker), 6291 nucleotides long. RefSeq names its product transcriptional activator MN1-like. Bases 813 to 3899 code for a protein of 1028 amino acids. The transcript is spliced from 3 exons. The record is from RefSeq and is a predicted model, not a curated record. Lineage: Eukaryota; Metazoa; Chordata; Actinopteri; Cypriniformes; Catostomidae. Gene Ontology annotation, biological process: regulation of DNA-templated transcription.